Messenger RNA from Arvicanthis niloticus (Nile rat), 1482 nucleotides. RefSeq names its product fumarylacetoacetate hydrolase domain containing 1 (gene Fahd1). Gene Ontology annotation, molecular function: acetylpyruvate hydrolase activity. The record is from RefSeq and is a predicted model, not a curated record. NCBI's taxonomy places the organism in Eukaryota, Metazoa, Chordata, Mammalia, Rodentia, Muridae. Gene Ontology annotation, cellular component: mitochondrion.
UACCUGCCCUGAAAGCCUUGGCCCGGAGACUCGGUCAGGAAGUAGGUGUACGAGGAGGUGGCAGGCUGAUCGCGCGCCUCUACGUCUCUCUGGGGCAGUCUCCAGGGAGCAGAGACUUCUAGCUGACCUCAGCGUCCCGCAGCUGUGCAAGGAAGGGCGGGGCCGCUCCGGCCUGGACAGCGCCCGAAGGCAGCGAGUCCUCUGGAGGCCGCCGUAGUCCCGGGGUGUCGGCGGUCACGUGACCCAAGGCUGUACCAUGGCUUCCACCAAGCCGCUGUCUCGCUUCUGGGAGUGGGGCAAGAAUAUCGUUUGCGUGGGGAGGAACUACGCAGACCACGUCAAGGAGAUGCGCAGCAUCGUGCUGAGUGAGCCUGUGCUUUUCCUGAAGCCGUCCACCGCGUACGCUCCGGAGGGCUCACCGGUGUUAAUGCCCGCUUACUGCCGGAACCUCCACCACGAGGUGGAGUUGGGAGUGCUUCUGGGCAGGCGUGGUGAAGCGAUCCCGGAGGCUGCAGCCAUGGACUACGUGGCCGGCUACGCCCUGUGCCUGGACAUGACUGCCAGAGAUGUGCAGGAAGAGUGCAAGAAGAAGGGGCUGCCGUGGACCCUGGCCAAGAGCUUCAAGUCCUCCUGCCCGGUCAGCGCCUUUGUGCCCAAGGAGAAGAUUCCUGACCCUCAUGCCCUAAGACUGUGGCUCAAGGUCAACGGAGAGCUCAGGCAGGAGGGCAAAACAUCAUCUAUGAUCUUUUCCAUCCCCUACAUCAUCAGCUAUGUUUCCAAGAUAAUAACCUUGGAAGAAGGAGAUCUUAUUUUGACCGGGACCCCAAAGGGAGUAGGGCCAGUUAAAGAAAAUGAUGAGAUCGAGGCCGGCAUAGACGGGGUAGUUAGUAUGAGGUUCAAGGUGGAAAGGUCAGAAUACUGAGUCUUCUUAAUGAGUGCCAAAGGAAGGGAGUCAGAAGCAAGGGAAAUAGAUGCCAAUCAUAAUGAAAAUCUAAAAAUUAUGUCAUUAGAUUGCUAGACAUGUCAAAAAAAAAAAGAUGGAUCCUUUAAAAAAUAAAUAACAUGAUCUAAAAGAACUGGGACAGAAAUGGAAUUGGGAACAACCAACUAAAGGAUAUAUAAUGCUUCCCAAGAGGAGAAUGUGUAAAACCAAACUUUGAGAAGUUGCAGUUUUCUUCUCUAAAACUGCACUGAAUACGACUUCAAUAAAUCAUUCUGAAGUUCAUAGCACGAGACUUAAAAGCUGCAAAGGCAAGUAACUCAUUGAUGGUAUUGGCCUUUAGGAACGCUGUUUGUUCAGAGCACUCCAGUUGACUUCUACUUGGGAAAGUCCUCCACCCCCAAAUCAGAUAAAAUUUCUGUUCAGUGAGCUAUUGGCGCAGGCCUGCCUUGUUUACUUUGGGUGUAUGUGUUGGCUGUGGCUUCUGAGUUUGGAAGAUAAUUUUGAAAUUGUUUUCCAAAUAAAGACCAUUUCUUGGGUCA